UUAAAUAAAAAGUAAGAAAAAAAACUGCUAAGUUGAACACGAAUGCCCAAAACGAGUUAUAUCAUAUAUUAACAAUCCAUCUGUAACAUUAGUACAUAUGUCAUUUUCAAACCCAAUAAACUAAGGUUAUUUUAAAUUCUAGUAAACACUGGCUACUUUUUCACACAAGUAUCACAUCCAAAACUAGUUCAGAAAGGAAUAUACAAAGGAGAAAAAUAAUGCCCGAUAAUCAAAAGCCAGGAUGUAACCAACAGCUACAUCUUCUGCUCAACACAGAUGAAGAGUUGGACCCGGAAAUGAACCAGCUGAUAAUGCUGGCAAAGGAGAACGGCUACGGCGUCCAGGAAGUCAAAAAAGUCUUGCCGUCGAGAUUGAUGAAAGGUCUCAGGCAUUUCUUUUUAGGCGAAGAAAGGAGAGACCCAAGAGUCUUUAAAGGAGGAGCUCCGUGCAAGAUCCCGAACUGUCGGAAGCACGUUUUUAAACCGCUGCCGAGGAAGGGGUUCGGAAGAAGGCCGAUAACGGAUACCUUGAUGUUGAGGAAGAAACAAAGGAUCAGAAGGCAAAGACAAAUGGAAAAGAAAAAGAAGAACAAGCAGUUUCGAAUUUUCGGCAUCACUUUCGGAGGAGCAAGAGGUUGAAGACAUUUGCACUCUGCAGUAUGUCCGUCUUCGUCUUACAGUAAUAAUAAAAUGUGGAAUAAAAAGGUAUUUUUUGAAUUGU
Messenger RNA from Nezara viridula (southern green stink bug), 720 nucleotides. The record is from the annotation of a GenBank genome assembly. Lineage: Eukaryota; Metazoa; Arthropoda; Insecta; Hemiptera; Pentatomidae.